AUGGCAGGCACACUUCGUCGUAGUUUUUCUUACAGCAUGUAUAAUCUCAACAGUUCAACUGGGGAGAUAAUGCUAAACAAAAUGGAUAACUCAAGGCGCUCUAUCUAUGGCAGGCAUGGUACCUACAUCUCUGGAUUUCCAUCAUCAGCGGUUGAUAAUGAAGUCCCACAGUUUGACAAUGAAAAGUUGACUAUGCAGAAUCUUAACAUCCGCCUAGCAUCAUACCUGGAAAAGGUGAAGUGUUUAGACUCUGCUAACCGAAAGCUUGAGCUGCAAAUCAAGGAGUUUUUUGAGCGUAAAAGCCCCAACCAGCAGAAAGAUCUGACCCGAUACUACAGCAUCAUUGAAGACCUUCAAAAACAGAUUUUGGCAAGGACCAAGGAAAAUAGCAAGAUCUUAAUGGCAAUGGACAAUAUUAAAAUGACAGCUCAUGACUUUAAGGCAAAGUAUGAGAUGGAGAUGAGCAAGCGUUUGGGUGUAGAGGCAGACACAUCUCACAUGAAAGUUGUUCUUGGAGAACUUAAUGUUACCAAUAAUGAUCUGGAAUUCACCAUCACUGGGCUGAAUGAAGAUAUGGUGUUCCUCAAGAAAAGCCAUGAAGAGGACCUUUAUCUGCUUCACACCCAGCAGAGUGGUGCAGUAAAUGUGGAAAUUGACUGUGCUCCUGCAGUAGAUCUUGAAAAAGAACUACAGGAAAUGAGAGAGCAAUAUGAGGUACUCCUCCAAAAGAACCACAGAGAACUUGAGCAGUGGUUCCAGAGCAAGGUGGAGGUAUUGAAUUCUGAGAUUACCACCAGCCACACUGAAAUUAAAAGUUCCCAAACAGCUUACACUGACUUGCAGAAAAAAUACCAGAGCCUGGAGAUAGAAGUAAACAGUGUUCUUCAUCAGAAGGAAAUCUUGCAGAGGGACCUGGCUGAGGUGGGGGUGCGCUACAGUUCUCAGAUGACCAAGCUGCAGUUAGACGUAAACCGUCUAGAACAAGCGCUCCAACAGAUCAAUGAAAGCAUGCAACAACAGGCCAGUGACUACCAAAUUCUACUGGACAUUAAGAUGAGACUGGAGCUGGAGAUUGCUGAGUAUAGAAGGCUUCUGGGUGGAGAAGGAGGAGGAAGUGUUAGUGUAAGUUCCUUAUCAACAUCAUCAAAAACAUCGUCUUUGACUACAACUGUCUCUGAGACUGUGAGAGAGACAGUGACUGAUUCUAUAACAGUACAGGAACAAAAAGAAGAAGAGCAUCAUCUCCAUCAGAAACGUCUGAAGGUCAUCACAGAGCAACUGGUGGAUGGGGUGGUUGUGUCUACUUCUGUGGUUGAGAAAAUCAUGGAUGAACAGCUGGUUUAAGUAAAAAUAACUACACACUGUUAACAUUGUAAUGCACAAUUACUGGUAAUUUGCUGAAAAUAUCAUUUUUCAUUUAUGUGUGUGUAAGCUUCAAAAUAUCAUUAUCAUUUCUCAUUUUUGGGGAUGCAUCAGAUGACAGAUGUUGGCUUUGUCUAUUUUAUCUUUGGCCACAAAGAACGUAAUGUCCAAAACAAGCUGCACAUAAUUUAAUCUGACUGCUUCUGAGGCCCAGAGAACUAGGUGGACUUUCUGCAUAUAAUUGAUAUAUGGCUUUCUCUUUCGAGAUUUAAGUUGCAUUUCUGGAUGCAAUGGUAGACUGUUUUAGGUGACAAUGGUUUUCCACAGUACUCUCAAGUCCAUUUGGUUAUAUUUAUCACAGUAGCAUGAACGUUAGGUCAUGCACAUUUCACAGUGGUUUCCAGCAUUGCCCUACAUGGACAACAUGUGGGAAUUUGACAACAUGGAAUUUGAAAAUUCUCUUAUAUGUGUAUAAGUUUGGAAGAAAGUGGUAAACCACAACCCAUCUUUGCAUGCAAAGACUAAGACUUUGGUGUAUCCUCUUUUUAUCAUUCAUUAGUGAUGCAUUUGUACCAUGAAGAUGUUAAGUCUAGAAGGCAUUUUGGUGUAACCAAUUGUCAUAAAUGCCAUUGAGAUGCUGUGCAAAUGUAACAAAUGAAAUAUUAUUGGUGCAACAUUCUUAAAAGCUAAUUAGUUUGACUAUUUUGGGUUUUGAGUAAUGUACUGUAUUUGUUUUUGGGCUUUAUGGUUAUGUAUCUUUAUGCACUAGGUGGCAGCCUAUUCACACUGUUUGAUAUGUAUACCUCAA
Messenger RNA from Trichomycterus rosablanca, 2170 nucleotides. RefSeq names its product keratin 99 (gene krt99). Gene Ontology annotation, cellular component: cytoskeleton. The record is from RefSeq and is a predicted model, not a curated record. NCBI's taxonomy places the organism in Eukaryota, Metazoa, Chordata, Actinopteri, Siluriformes, Trichomycteridae. The transcript has 9 exons. The coding region runs from base 1 to 1344 and encodes 447 amino acids. Gene Ontology annotation, molecular function: structural molecule activity.